AUUAAUAAAAUAAUACAAUGUUAUUUACUUUCGGCUUGCUCUAAUUAAUAAUUUUACAAAAUGAUUGUUUUAUAAACGUAAAGUUACCCCAAUCUGUAUUAUUUUAUUAGCUACUGUGAAGGGCCAUUUACAGUCAUUUUACAACACUUAAAUUAAAAGUGCAUUUCGUUGUACAUCGCUUUGUUUAUUUCUUGACCUAUCAUGAAAAGGAUUUAAAUAAUUGCCUAACAUGACGCUGGCACACCGGGCGCUCUUUACGUGGUUUAUCGUCUUGGUAUUCCUGAUCCUGCUGUGCCUGCGCCUGGAUCCGCGCACCACCUGGAAUUGGUUUGUCACCUUUACACCGCUCUGGUUCUUCGAUGUAAUCAUCAUCAUCUACGUGAUCAUCAAGUUUAUCCGCAAGUGGCGCAACCUGACCUGUCUGACGGACCUCCUGUUCCUUUAUAAAUGGAACAUCGCUGGCGUCCUGCUGACCAUCUCUUCGCAGGUGAUGAUCUGCCUGACGCUGGAGUACCCGCAGCAGAUACCUAUCUACGUGACCAUCGCACCGGUUAUACUGCUGCUAAGCACUGCUAUCUUCUAUGUGGGUAGCAGGCUGGGAAAGCGCGAGGGCUGGUUGCAAUAAGAUCUAGGUUGGACUAAUUUAGAAUUAAGCAUGUAUUUUAGGAUUAGGUGUACAUAAAGUGGAAACUCAAAA
Messenger RNA from Drosophila rhopaloa, 697 nucleotides. Its product is annotated as transmembrane protein 60. The record is from RefSeq and is a predicted model, not a curated record. Bases 230 to 625 code for a protein of 131 amino acids. NCBI's taxonomy places the organism in Eukaryota, Metazoa, Arthropoda, Insecta, Diptera, Drosophilidae. The transcript has a single exon.